AUGGCCGAAAGUCCUGGUCGUGAAAGCAAAGAGAAUAACAGUUGCGCCGCCAGACCUGCUUCCGGCAUCAGCAAGAAUCUCAAGAACAACGGAGCCAACCGCGAAGACAACCUCUCCACGGGCAACUCUUCCAUCAUGUCGCCGCACGGCUCCAAAGCCUCGGGAACAUAUAAGUGGCCGACAACGAGUUCAGCGCCUUUAAAGUUAGGAAGUGUCUCCUACUCGACGCCAUCACCUGUAGGAGAGCAAACAUUCAACCCUUUCAACCCUCCGGCGCACGACGAACAACGCACGAGGUCGCAAUUUGCAGACGCCGGGGUUGACUAUUGGAUCGAAAUCGCUGGACAGGAAGGCUUCGAAGAAGCGAGUGACGAGCUCGAUUUGCUGGAUUUACACACGAUCGAUACGGCCCAACUUUCACUCAUUCCCAGCGCCGAUCUGUCAAAAGACAACCGCAGCGAAUUCAGGCAGGAAAAUCCCGACUACACGACUGUCAGUCCAGCACAGGACAUCGACCCAUUGUUCAGUAAUGACCCUGAAGCAUUCUCUGUAUUGAAAGACCAUGACCGACCCAAUGCUCGCCAAACGACUGCGAGUGAAGCAGACAGCUGCCAAGUUCGGGACGAGCCCACAGAGCAACUGGCCAGUCGGCUAGGUUGUUUGCGCAUCGCUGAGGACGGCCAUUUGAGAUACUAUGGUGCUACGAGUAAUCUGCAUCUCUUCCGAAACGGCCUCCAGCAUUGCUUUCAGCCCUCUAUACGGACAAUUCGCACUCAUGGUCAGGAUGCCCUUGAACGUGCUGGUCUACACUGGUCUUCGGACCCUCGGUACGAAGACCAUCUCACCACCUUAUUUUUCGCCUGGCACAACCCGUUUCUCGGUGUCGUGGAUGAGGCUGCUUAUUACCACUAUCGCCAAUUAUACCGCGCUGGCAACACCACCAUUUACUUUUCUCCGACGCUGGAGAACGCAAUACUUGGAAUUGGUGCCGCAUAUGCAACUCGGAAACACCCAGCGAUCAAAGACGACCCAGCGGAAUUCUUCGCCCACCGUUCGAAGGUGCUCCUGGACAUCGAGAUGGACAGCCCGAACGUGGCAACAAUUCAAGCACUAGUAACCUUGUCAGCCCACGAAGCGGCGUAUGCAAGGGAUUCCAGAGGAUGGCUCUACACAGGAAUGGCGGUGCAACUACUCUCGGAUCUGGGACUACAUCUGGAGCUCGAUCAAGCGCGCAUCUCAGGCCAUGACACUCCAGACAUAACAAAUUUACGUCGAACAGUCUUCUGGGCUACGCAAGGAUUGGACAUCCUGUGGAGCGCCUACAGUGGUAGACCCUCGUCGAUCCGAUACGACGAACAGAGAAUACCGUUCCCUAAACUACUCAGCUUAGACACAUGGCGACCGUAUGUGGAUGAGGGUGACUCGGCACAAGUCCCAGCCGGCCUUGAUGUGACCGUCAUCGGCCAGACCCAUGUUUACAUGGCUCAGUUGACCACCAAAAUCCGCAAGAUAUCCAGGUUCCUCUAUACUGGGCCACAAGUUGCCAUGACUGAAGCAAAGGCUUUUGCCAGAAACAUGAUGCGAGACUUGCGACAUUGGCGGAAUUCUCUACCUGCCGCGAUGCAGGUACCUUUUUUGGAUUCUGACGACGACACAGACGACGCCAACACGCCGAUAGCUCCGGCAGUGAUCAUGUUACAUCUGCAAUUUCUCGAAGCCGUCAUUUUCUUACAGAGGCCAUUCAUAUCUGCGCCGGACGCGCCUGGAACGAACACCCUCCAAGCAGACCAAGCCGACGACGACAGCGGAAGCAUCUGCGACGCCUCUGCCAACGCCAUCUGUCGCCUGGUCGUCAUCUACCGGCAGCAGUGGAACCUACGACGCGUGCACGCCCAGAUUGUCGCCAUCAUCCUCACAGCCGCCCUCAUUCACGUGCACAACUGCUGCGUCUUCUCCAGCUCCAAGGGUGUCCAGGCGCACAAACAAUUGUCGAUCUGCUUCCAGGCUUUGGGCGAAAUGUCCCACUUCAACAUGAGCACGCGGGCGCUGGAGAUCAUUCUGUCGCUACGCCGGGAUUGGCAGGAUCAAAUCUUUGGCGAUCUGGGGAGGAAGCGCCUCGGCGGUGAUCUUCAACGGUUACAUUAG
Molecule: messenger RNA, 2145 nt
Organism: Fonsecaea monophora
Lineage: Eukaryota; Fungi; Ascomycota; Eurotiomycetes; Chaetothyriales; Herpotrichiellaceae
Exons: 8
Coding region: 1-2145 (714 amino acids)
Biological process (GO): DNA-templated transcription
Molecular function (GO): DNA binding; zinc ion binding
Source: RefSeq, a predicted model, not a curated record